Molecule: messenger RNA, 2551 nt
Organism: Dryobates pubescens (Downy woodpecker)
Lineage: Eukaryota; Metazoa; Chordata; Aves; Piciformes; Picidae
Gene: CPT2
Product: carnitine palmitoyltransferase 2
Exons: 5
Coding region: 93-2051 (652 amino acids)
Biological process (GO): fatty acid beta-oxidation
Cellular component (GO): mitochondrion
Molecular function (GO): carnitine O-palmitoyltransferase activity
Source: RefSeq, a predicted model, not a curated record
CGCCGCGGGUCGCAGCGGCCGCUCCCUCCGGCCCGGGCCAGCGGAGCGGCGGCAGGCGGGCGGCUCCUGGCGGCCUGUGACGCGCGGGCAUCAUGGCGGCGCGGCUGCUGCUGCUGCGGCGGCGGGGGGCAGCGGCGCGCUGGCGGCGGGGCUACAGCAGCGCGGCUGCCGAGUACCUGCACCGCAGCGUCGUGCCCACCAUGCACUACCAGAAGAGCCUGCCCAGAUUGCCAGUUCCAAAGCUAGAAGAUACAAUUAGGAGAUACCUGAAUGCUCAGAAACCACUUUUAAAUGAUGACCAGUUCAGAAAAACUGAAGAACUUGCUCAUCACUUUGAAAAGGGGAUUGGAAGGGAGCUGCAUGAGAAACUGGUUGCCCAGGACAAUCAGAACAAGCACACUAGUUACAUCACAGGUCCCUGGUUUGACAUGUACCUAAAAGCACGUGAACCUGUUGUUUUGAAUUUUAAUGCAUUUAUGUCUUUUAAUCCUGAUCCAAAACCUGAAUAUAACGAUCAGCUCAUAAGAGCUACCAACAUGACUGUUUCUGCUAUACGUUUCAUGAAGACCUUCAGGGCUGGUUAUCUUGAACCAGAGGUCUUUCACCUCAACCCAGAAAAAAGUGACACUCAGCUCUUUAAAAACAUUAUCAGAUUUGUGCCUUCUUCAAUUUCGUGGUUUGGUGCCUACAUGGUCAAUGCAUACCCCCUGGAUAUGUCUCAGUACUUCAGGCUUUUCAAUUCUACUCGUCUGCCCAAGCUCAACAGAGAUGAGCUGUACACAGAUGAAAAAGCAAAGCAUUUGUUAGUACUGAGAAAUGGGAAUUUUUAUGUAUUUGAUGUCAUUGAUAGAGAUGGAAAUAUGCUGAAGCCUUCAGAAAUACAAGCACACUUGAAAUACAUCCUUAGUGACAACAGUCCAGCCCCAGCCUUCCCUCUUGGCUACCUCUCCAGUGAAAACCGAGAUACGUGGGCAUUGCUGAGAAAGCAGCUCCUGGAGAAUGGCAAUGAAGAAGCUCUUCAAAAAGUAGACUCUGCUGUGUUCUGUUUAAGCUUAGAUGAUUUUCCUGUUAAAGACUUUGUGCACUUGUCCCACACUAUGUUGCACGGAGAUGGUGCUAACCGCUGGUACGACAAAUCCUUUAAUCUCAUCAUAACGAAGGAUGGCACAGCAGGAGUUAAUUUUGAACAUUCCUGGGGAGAUGGUGUGGCUGUGCUCAGGUUCCAGAAUGAGGUUUUUAAAGAUAGCACCCAGACACCAGCCAUCAGCCCCCAGUCCCAGCCUGCUUCAGUGGACUCCUCUAGAGCAGUGCAGAAACUUGACUUUAAGCUGAAUGAUGCCUUAAAAGGAGGAAUUACCAAAGCCAAACAGAAAUUUGAUGCCACUGUAGAGUCCCUGUCUCUCAAUCUGAUUCAGUUCCAUGAAGGAGGCAAGGACCUUCUGAAGCAGAAGAAGGUGAGCCCAGAUGCUGUGGCUCAGCUUGCCUUCCAGAUGGCUUUCCUUCGACAGUACAAUCAGACUGUGGCUACCUACGAGUCCUGUAGCACUGCAGCUUUCAAACACGGUCGUACGGAAACCAUUCGUCCUGCCUCUGUGCAUACAAAGAAGUGCUCAGAAGCUUUUGUCAGGGGGCUGUCCAAGCACAGCACCGAAGAGCUUCAGAAGUUGGUAGAGGAGUGCUCCAAAUACCACGGGCGUUUGACAAAGGAAGCGGCUAUGGGUCAGGGAUUUGACCGGCAUCUCUUCGGCUUGCGCAACGUGGCCUCAUCCACAGGGAUUGCACUGCCUGAGUUCUAUCAAGACCAAGCCUACGCUCGGCUUAACCACAACAUCCUCUCCACAAGCACACUGGUGAGCCCAGCUGUGCAGCUGGGAGGCUUUGGCCCAGUGGUGGCUGAUGGCUUUGGAGUAGGGUAUCAGGUACAUGACGAUUGGAUAGGUUGUAACGUUUCCUCUUACCCAACUAGGAAUGGUAAAGAAUUCCUUCAGUGUGUACACAAGUCCCUAGAAGAUAUCUUUAAUGUUUUAAAGGGCAAGAAGAUUAGUAGUUAAGAGAUAAAAAUCAUUGGAAGACUUUCUAGUUGCAGUACAAAAUGCAGCCUGUGUCUAAUUGGCACACUAAUCAGCAUUCAGUGGGACUGAGACUGCCCAGCUUAAUUGGCUUAAUUUAUCUUCACUGAACUUGAAUACUGUUAGAUCCACUUGGAAAUUUGUAUCUAUUUUAAAGUAUAGACCUUGAAUGCCUGUUUCAGGAAUACAGGCACUCAGAGUGUCAAAGGAUAGACCUUGAAUGCCCAUUUCAGGAAUACAGGCGCUCAGAGUGUCAAAGUCAAGUAAUGGAUCCGUCUGUUCCAACAGCUCCACGUGUUCUUAAAAGCUGUUAGUUAAGACAGAAAGUGGUGCUGAGUUUAUGAGCUCAGAACAUGUGUUCUGAGAGUGUUCAGGCUGACUGCAGUCCUGUGAUAACACUCUUCAGCUGAUUUUAAUACCCCUCACACAGUAAUUUUAAGUAAGAAUGGUUUCAUUCGUGUUCUUGCCACCCUUAUUAUUCU